AUGACGUCGGUGAAAGGGUAAUCAGCUGAUUCUGAGCGAUCAAAUGAACCAAAAUAAAACUGUUUUACCUGUCAAAUCUCGGUUAUCAUCUACCGACCAUUAAGGAUUUUCUCAUCGGACAUCGUUGGCAUGCUUUAUUUGGACCGUCAUCAUGGACAAGAUUUUGGAGGGCCUUGUGAGCUCCGAUCACUCUGUUCCAGUGAAGAGGGCCAUAGUGAAGAAGGUAGUGGAAGCAGCAGAGAAAGAGGUGACAGAGGAGCAGUGUCAUGCGUUGUUUACUCUCACCACCCGCCUCAUCCUGCUUGGUGAAGAUGCAUUUCAGAGGCAGAUCGGCAUCCAGGUUUUGGAAGCCUACGCGCGUUACCACCGGCCAGAGUUUGAGCAUUUCUUCACUAAAGACUUUGCACUCACUCUUCUCCAGCAGGGCUAUGCCCAUCUGGACCGCAAAGAUCCAGCCGUAAUAGACUACAUUCACUGCUGCCUGCGGCUGCUCAUCAGCUGCCCCUCGGUGCUCGAGAUCUUCGGCGUGAUUCAGGUGGAGGUUCUGAGGAUGGUGUGUGAACGUCCUGAGCCUGCUCUUUGCGCCCACCUGAGCUCUUUGCUGUCGGACUUUGUGCAGUGCCUCCCGAGGGAUAAGUCGGGCGUUUUGUUCUGCCAGCAGCUGGUGAGGACCAUCAGUUACUUCCACUGCUUUGCCAGCCAAGAGCGGGAGCUGAGAGAGUAUGUGGGUCAGGUGACUAAGGUCAGCACACUGCUGCAAAACAUCUGGAAGGCAGAUCCAGCCACACUGCUUCCCUCUCUGCAAGAAGUGUUUGCUAUUAUCUCUUCCACAGACUCCUCCUUUGACCCCUCCAUCGCCCUGGCCAGCCUGGUGCAGCACAUCCCCGUCCAGAUGAUCACCGUGCUGAUCAAGAGUCUCACCACAGACAACAAUGUGAAAGACGCCAGCAUGACUAAAGCCCUCUGCAGGAUGAUCGACUGGCUCUCUUGGCCUCUGGCUCAUCAUGUGGACACCUGGGUCAUCGCUCUACUGAAAGGGCUAGCUGCAGUUCAGAAGUUCACCAUCCUCAUAGACGUCACUCUGCUCAAAAUCGAACUGGUCUUCAGCCGUCUGUGGUACCCCAUUGUGCGGCAGGGGGCGCUUGCUGUGCUCUCCCACAUGCUGCUGAGUUUCCAGCACUCUCCCGAGGCCUUCCAUUUGGUUGUUCCACAUGUGGUGCAUCUAGUCCAAUCUUUACGGACAGAUGGUCUCUCCACCAGCAAAGCAUUCCUGCUGCAGUUCACUGAGCUAAUACACUGCAUGAUGUACCAGUACUCCGGCUUCCCUGACCUCUACGACCACAUACUAGAGGCCAUCAAGGAUCUCCCAAAACCAGAGGAAGAGAAGAUUAAGCUGGUGUUAAAUCAAAGUGCCUGGACGUCCCAGUCCAACUCGUUUGCCUCGGGUCCUCUGAAGCAACUUGGAAAGUCUGAGACUGGGAAGACUGGCCUGGUCAACCUGGGAAACACCUGCUUCAUGAACAGUAUCAUCCAGACCCUCUUCAUGGCCACAGAUUUCAGGCGACAUGUUUUAUCAUUACAUCUAAAUGGUUCGAACACAUUGAUGAAAAAGCUCCAGCUGCUCUUUGCUUUCCUUGCACACACUCAGAGGGCAGCGUUCGCUCCCAAAACCUUCUUGGAAGUAUCUCGGCCUCCCUGGUUCAACGCCGGCUCUCAGCAGGACUGUUCUGAGUACCUCCGAUUCCUUCUGGACAGGUUACAUGAAGAAGAGAAAACGAUUCAGGUCCUGGAAUCAGUAAAGCCAAAGAUGGCCUCUCUUGUUGACACAAACGGCAAAGAGCCAACAGCUCAGAGUUCACCGGAGGACGCUGAGGAGUCAUCUCUGAGUCCAGCAGAAAUGAAACCCGAGGACGACGGCAGGACUUUGACAGAAAAGAUGUUCAGGGGGAAGCUGAUCACCGGGAUUCGCUGCAUGCAGUGCAACUGUAUCUCUGAGAAAGGGGAGCCUUUUACAGACCUCUCCUUGGCCUUCUGUCCUUCUGCCACCUCUCAGGGCGGCCCCCAGCCCGAGGGGCCCUCAGAGGAACCCAAAGGUCUCUGCCAGGGAUCCGUCAAUGGCGGUAGUGAAAUAUCUGAGCCUGGCCCGGCCCCAGCCCCAGCUAGCAAUAUCAAUGAUGUGCCAGUGACAAAUGAGCCUCCUCUCUCCGUGCCGGACCUGGUGAACUACUUCCUGGCUCCAGAGAUCCUGGACGAAGACAAUGCCUAUUUCUGUGAGAAGUGUAGCUCACUGCAGCGGGCAGAGAGGACCAUGAAAGUGGUAUCGGCGCCUGAAUACUUAAUCCUCACCCUGCUGCGAUUCUCAUAUGAUGCCAAAUGUCACGUCCGGAGGAAGAUUCUGGACAAUGUCACCAUCCCGCCACUCAUGAGACUUCCCGUUCAUGCCCCUUCAAUGCACACACAAUGUUCCUCUUCUUCCUCUUCUCCUCUGCAAGUGGAUUCCCCUGAGAGCAGUGAGAAUCUGGCCAAGAAGCUCAAACCGUCGCGAAAAGAAGAGGAGGACGAGGAGAAGGAGAGGAUACACGGAGCAGAGCAGAUGAAUGGAGAUGGCGAGAUCCUGUCAGUGCCCUAUGUCCUCAGCUCAGUGGUGAUGCAUUCUGGGAUAUCGUCCGAGAGUGGCCACUACUAUUCAUAUGGGCGUAACAUUAAUGGAGCGGAUGGAACUCAGCACACAGCCAACCACUUAGCCCUAAAAGAGGAUUUGGGGAAUGGACAGGCUGAGUGUAGCCUCUCCACCUGCUCAGCUCUCCCCAUCCCACCUGAACAGAGAGACACCGUAUCUAACGGAGGACAGGAGGCCAGGGAUUGGCUGCUGUUCAAUGAUAGCAGAGUGACAUUCACAUCUUUCCAAUCAGUGCAAAACAUUACAGACCGCUUCCCCAAGGACACAGCUUAUGUGCUCAUGUACAGGAAGCAGGAGCUACCGGGGCAGAACAUCAACAGGGGGCUGGUGGCAAAUGGGAUGAGACCGAGUGCUGAGCCUCCCCUGCAGAAAGAAUUACUGGAUGCUAUUAUCAAAGACAACAAGCUGUAUUUACAGGAGCAGGAGCUUAAUGCUCGGACCCAUGCUCUCCAGGCUCCUUCAUCCUCCUCCUCAUUCAGGCCCAACGGUUCAGAUGACAAUAACCCACCGGGGAGCUGUGGCCCAUCUGGUGGAGGUGGAGGGGGAGGGGGCUUCAACACCAUCAGUAGACUGGUCUUCUGAAAGAAAAAACCUGCUGGAAAACCCAAAUGAACUGGCAUUAAGAGAGUCCUGAACUGUCCUACCACAGAUGUAUGUGCAUAUAACCUGAUGAACUGAGCACUGACAUGAUCUAAUCACACACACACACACACACACACACACACACACACACACACACACUGAGCAUCCGCUCUGAUUCUGAUCCUAGAUUUGAUCUCAAUGUUUCAGUCACUAUUUCAUUGUAUUUGAUUGAUUUUCAUUCUUGGUAUUUAGCUAAACAAUGUACAUUUUCAUUAAUACUCCAGAUUUAAAAACGUACAAAAACCUUGUUUGUGCAAAUGUAUACUAUCGCUUUAAUUAGAUAAUGAUGAUGAUGAUAAUAAUAACAAGUUGCACAAAUUAUUAAGAAUUUGAAACAAGUUGAGACUAGAACACGCUCAUAUUGUCGGCUUUAACUGAGUGUUUAUAACAUUACCUCUCACACACAAACACACAUACACACCCCCAUCAACAUAUGCAAAUACAUGCAUGUGCGGUGCACAGUACAGAAGAAAGCACUCAACUGUAAAAUAAGCAAGACUUUUUUGAUUUGUCACAGUUCUGAAUAUACAGCUAACGACCUUUGUUUAUUUCUGAUUUGCAUGCAGCUUUUCUUUUGAGCUGUAGAGUUUGAUUUGUAUGAUAUUUGAAUCUUUUGAUGUGUGCUUUGCUGUGUUUUACAGGUUUCAUAUCACAUGCAAUAAAUGUAUAUAUGACUUAAAAUAUCAUUCUGAAUUAUCAUGGAAUACAAAACUAUAUGUGGAGAGUGUAAUACUGUGUUUGGGUAAUCUCCAAGAUAAUGGAAUUUUCAAUAAGAAUAUUUACUCCUGUCCUCCCACUAAUAGGUAGUGUGAUCUCAUGAGAAGCAGCGUGUUCAGUUUACAAGUAACUGUUAAACAGCAACAUCUAGGGAGACUUUAGUGUUCAUGCUGACUUUAUGUGCCUUUUGAUAAUGUGUAUUUUUGAAGAGGAAUUGUCAGGAUACACACCUCAGCUGUACCCUGUUAAUGUUCAUACUGGAUCCACCUGUUCCUACAGUAAACAAAACAGUUUGUUGUUAUGUUUUCCAGGUUAUUUAAGUAAAGUUAUUUAAGACUUUUUUUUCCGGCAAAUACAGCAGAUGUUGGGGACGAAACAAUAAAUGUCAUUGCUAAUACGAGCAUUAAUUGUUAAAAAAUAAAAGAUAAUAAAUGUAAAAGUCAAUUAUUAAAUAUUUAAUUGAACGAAAACAAGACGAAGAAGCAGUCGGUUUUUGGAAACCUCACAGAUUGGAAGUAUGUAAGCGACUUUGUUGAUUAAACAAAUACAGAACUGUA
Molecule: messenger RNA, 4596 nt
Organism: Trematomus bernacchii (emerald rockcod)
Lineage: Eukaryota; Metazoa; Chordata; Actinopteri; Perciformes; Nototheniidae
Gene: usp38
Product: ubiquitin specific peptidase 38
Exons: 11
Coding region: 152-3262 (1036 amino acids)
Biological process (GO): protein deubiquitination; ubiquitin-dependent protein catabolic process
Cellular component (GO): cytosol; nucleus
Molecular function (GO): cysteine-type endopeptidase activity; cysteine-type deubiquitinase activity
Source: RefSeq, a predicted model, not a curated record